Molecule: messenger RNA, 2364 nt
Organism: Elephantulus edwardii (Cape elephant shrew)
Lineage: Eukaryota; Metazoa; Chordata; Mammalia; Macroscelidea; Macroscelididae
Gene: BRME1
Product: chromosome unknown open reading frame, human C19orf57
Exons: 10
Coding region: 1-2364 (787 amino acids)
Biological process (GO): double-strand break repair involved in meiotic recombination
Source: RefSeq, a predicted model, not a curated record
AUGCCUGGACAACUGGACCCUGUCCGGCCUUGCCCUGCCUCCUUCCCCGGGGGAGGGGGGCGUAAAAGGGGUCUGUCCUCGCGCACACGCCCUUCUCGGAACUCUGCGCCCCUCGCUCGUCACCCUACAAUCGCUGUCCCGGUGCCCUCGCCCCCUGGUUUGGGCGCCCCACUUCCGCCUCGGCCCUCAGACGUCGCGACACCUGAGCGCGUUACUACUACUGGACUCGCCUCCCGGCCCGCCGAGCCAAACUACAACUCCCGGCAGACAGCGCGCGUGGGUGGUGCAUGCGCAAACCAUGGCGGCGGGCUGCACGGCAAAGGGGCGGGGUGGCCUCAGGUCUCCCUUCAGAAGCCUCUAGAUGUCCCAGUGAGGUCCUCUCAGAAGGCCCUCUGGGCUCCAGAGGACUGGCGUCAGGGUACCCAGGUCUCCCCUCGGAUUGCACCCCUGUAUGUUCCCCGCACCGCCCACGUGCUGCAUGCAGGGCCCGACGUGGCAGUGCCCACCUUGCAGCCUAGCCCAGGGAUUUUCCGAGGGAGAGAGAAAAUGAGUAAGAGGAAGACACGCACUUCAGGGACCUCAGACUCGGAAGACAAGAUUGGAUCCACUGUACAGAGUGGGGAGGAACCAAGACCGGCAGCUCCCAGCAUUCCUGAUGGAGCAACAGAGGGUCCCUCCAGGCUUCUAGGGCAGCCGGAAAAGGAUCCAGCCCCCUUCCCUCUCUCCCAGAACUCAGUUGGAAAGUUUGUCCCCCAGUUUGCAAAACCCCAGAAAACUGUGACAAGAAAAACAAAGAAAAAGGAAGAAGACAAUGAGAGUGGGACCUUCAACCUGGAAUUGCUGCAGGAGCCCAGUGCCCCUGAGGCAGGAAGCCAGCCACUUCGGGGAUCCCUGGGGCUAGCUCUCUUGGAAAACCAGGCAAAAGCUGCUGUUGUCCACCCUGAACAGUGCAGCCAGCUCCCCCUAGUACCAGUGCCGUGCAGUGGGACCUCAGUGCACCUGACAUCCAGCGAUAACUCCCCAAGCAGAGGGACUGUGCCUUCUACUCCAGAGAGGGCCAGCCAGGAGCAGCUGUCAGAAUCAGGGACCUGUGUUCUGAAUAGUGGAAACAGUGCCUUAGAAUCCAGCCUCCUAGUGGAAUCUCAGAGAAACAGCAGACCUGGCACAGAGCAAGGUCUGGCAGAAGGGGGUCCUGGGCAGAAUGGGCCUCUAAGCAGUGAGUGUGAGGAUAAGGAGCUACACAGGGGAGGCCCCCCGGAGGAAGGAGAAGGUGACCCAAGUACCCCAGGCUCUGGUCCUGCCCCUACCCCUGCUCCAGAACUGAGCCCUGUGUCUCUGUUCCCAGAGCCUAGGUCUGCCACCCAGGGGUGCCCAAAUCAACCACAGGUGCCCAUUCCCAAUGAGCCUGUUGUCGUCAUUGCAGACAGGUGCACAGGUCCCACAGCGCCACCAGUAAGGGAUCCAGAAGUGGCCAAGUUGGACAGACAAGGCCCAGAUGGAAGUGGGGCUCUGCCUCAUUCCUCAGAGGCUGCUGGGGGCCACAUCGAGGCAGGACUGGAAGCUGAACCCCGCAGCCACACCCCAGAGCUUCUUGCCACCUCCCCAGCUCCUCAUCAUGAAAACCAGGAGCCUACAGUGGGUGCUGGCAACUCCAGCCCCCUCGCCCCAGAAGUAAGAAUAGGUGUAGAUCUGAAGCCAUUGCCAGACCUCACCCAGGAGGGGCCAGAGUACACAUGUGCACUGCUUUCUGUGGAGCCUGUGGGUGGAAAAGCAGCGGAGCCAGGCAUCGAGAGCCUGCGGGACCCUGAGCCUCCGGGGCAUGGCCAGUCCCUCCAAGCCGCUAGCCUGCCUGACCACAGAGAAGUAGACGGUCUGUCCCAGGAGCCUGGGGCCCACACUGCUCCUAGCCCAGCACACCAGGCCAUCUGGGGGUGUUCCUCACCCAUAGACCUCGACUUCCUGCCUGACAGCCAAAUACAGAAUGCCCUGGAUGCUCCUGACUUGGAAGCUCCCCCUGAGCAGGUAAAAGACUCAUCUCCUCUGGGUAGCAUACGGAGACUCUGCUGUCCUGGCACCAGCCCACCUGCCAGUGGAGCCUCCGUCACCUCAGGCCAGCCCAGGAACCCCAAGUCACAGAUCCAGGCCUUCGAGACUCCUGAGCUGGAGGACGCAACAGGCACUGUGUGUGGCCUCGUCAUGGAGCUCUCCAAUCUCAACCGGCUGAUCAUGAGUGCCCACCGGGACCUGGAAGCCCUCCGGCGUCUUGGCAACCGGAAGGGGAAGCCCACAGGAAAGGGGCCUGCACCCUAUGCCUCCAAGGGGGCAGGGACCCUCCCGCGAGGGGAGCCCUGGAGGGACGGGUAG